AUGUUCAUCACGACAGUCUGGCUCGCAUGUGCGGCUCACGCCGCCGAGCUCACCGGCAUGUCCGACGCAAAAAUCGGCGCGCCCACCAUCCUGUCGCUCGACAGCCCAGCCACGCGGUGGACGGCGUCGACCGGCGGCGCUUCGCCGCCGGCUGGCUGCGGCUUUACUCGCGUACAGCCCAGCCCGGUUUCAGCGGUGGUGCUCGCGAGCGGCCGAGUCGAGGGCGUGCGGACGCGCGAAGCGUGCUGCGAGCGCUGCUGGGCCGAGGCGCUCUGCGUCUCGUCGCUUCACGACGCCGGUGCGGCGCUCUGCUUGCUGCAGACCUCGCCGGAGAGCGGCGCCGCCACGGUGCUGGCGGCCGAGGUUGACGAGGCGUGGACGCGGUGCGAGCCGAAGCGGGCCGACGGCCCGCCGCUCUCCCUCCAGAUCGACGCCUCCGUGCCUGGCGACCUGCUCACCGACCUGCAGCGCGCCGGCGUGAUUGGCGACCCGCUCCGCGAGAAGAACUGGCUCAACUCGUCGCUGUGGAGCCACCACACGUGGACGUACACCGCGAGUAUCAGCACCGCACAGCUCGGCUCUCGCCUCGGCCGGCCCGGCUCUCGCCUCCUCCUCGUCUUCGACGGAAUCAAGAUGGGCGCCACGGUCGAGCUCGACGGCGCUCGUCUCGGCGUCGCCGCAGACCAGUUCUUGCGGUACUCGUUCGACGUCUCGCCUCUGCGCGCGCUCGGCGCGGCGAGCAGCGGGGUUGGCACGGGGCUCUCCGAGCUCGCCCUAGCGUGGGGCGAGGCCAAUGCGAACGCGUGGGCCGACGAGGACGACGAGGAGACCGACUUUUCGCAGCUCGGCGUCCGGGUCGGGGAUGCCA
Molecule: messenger RNA, 868 nt
Organism: Emiliania huxleyi CCMP1516
Lineage: Eukaryota; Haptophyta; Isochrysidales; Noelaerhabdaceae
Exons: 2
Biological process (GO): glycoprotein catabolic process
Molecular function (GO): beta-mannosidase activity
Source: RefSeq, a predicted model, not a curated record